AUGGCGAGACUCACUGACGAUGCCGGCGAAACGUCUGAGAAUGUACCACGUCCACGAUUCGACUUUGGAAAUGAUCAUGCAUACAAUGGACUCCAGGCUAGAUCGCCUCUUUCAAAAUCGACCUCCAAUCUUCCUGAAUUCAACAAUCUAUACUCGAAGUGUCCCCUUACUUCUAAGCCUCCAGGCCCUCGUUUGGAGGAGCAAUGGGUAAUGCGCUCACCUACCGAAUCGCUAGAUUUUUAA
Molecule: messenger RNA, 243 nt
Organism: Protopolystoma xenopodis
Lineage: Eukaryota; Metazoa; Platyhelminthes; Monogenea; Polystomatidea; Polystomatidae
Source: the annotation of a GenBank genome assembly